GGAGAGAGAGGGGACGGGAAGCGAGGGUCGCGCGCAGGGACUGAAGGGAGGAAAAAAACGGAUCGGGAGCGGAGCUCCGUGAUGUGUCUGGGGUGCUCCCGAACCCGAAAAACCGCCGCAUAGAGCGGAUUAAAACGCACUCUUUUUGACAGACUCAGCGCAAACACCCGCUGCGGUGGGAGAUUGAAGCCUGGAGAUUACCCCAGAGGAGGACCGAGCGAGCGAGCGAGCGAGCCGCGGCGGGGCUGGAAGCGGAGCAGCAAUCCCGGAUGGCUAGGCGCGGCUGCCCCCGCUCUCUCCCACCGUGACCCGGCGGAGACACUCACAGGACUGCCGCGGAGCUCCGUGUGAGGACAGUUACACCGCGUUUCCUCCGUUUCCAGCCGUUAAGCCCCGGCCUGUUUCCGCGGAAACGGGAAUUUUGGGAUCGAACAUAAACAAACAACCGCUCGGGGUGGGAGAGUGUUCAUCAGGCAGCCUCGGAGGGGAGUGAGUGUGCGGUAAUAACUGCGUGUUUUCAGCCCACUGGUGCUCCUUUAUUGCGGGUAUCGCGAUGUUCUGACAUGGCUGUGUUAGAGUGAAGGAACCAGCGGCAUUAUGGGAUGUAGCAGGACUGUGCAGUGACCCCGCUCAUUGGAAGGAAACAUUCUGUGUGCGGGAGCGGGAACAGCCAGACCCAAACACACACGCACACCCCCACUCACAAUCACACACACACACGCACAGACUGCCAUCUAUUCUGUUAACACACACCUCAUCAGCCCGCAGCCAUGCCCGUCUUUAAUGGCCUGCUGAAGGUUCGGGUGGUUGAAGCAGUGGACCUGAAGCCCACCCCGUGGGCAUUGCGUCACGCCGUGGGGAAGAGCGGCUCCUUCCUGUUGGACCCCUACCUGGCCUUGAACCUGGACCAGACCCGCCUGGGCCAGACCGCCACAAGAACCAAGACCAACAACCCGGCCUGGCACCAGGAGUUCUGCACCGAGGUCCGAGAGGGACGCUGUCUGGAGCUGUCGGUGUUCCACGAUGCUCCCAUCGGGUAUGACGACUUCGUGGCCAACUGCACCAUCAAGCUGGAGGACCUGCUGCAGAACGGAACCAGGCACUACGAAGACUGGCUCGACUUGGAGCCGGAGGGGAAGGUCUACGUGGUCAUCGAUCUGUCUGGAUCCACCACUGAGGCCUCGGGGACAAACGAGAAUGAGGAGAGGGUUUUCCGCGAGAGGAUCACUCCUCGCCGGCGACAAGGAGCCGUCCGAAGACGCGUCCACCAAGUCAACGGACACAAGUUCAUGGCCACCUACCUGAGACAACCGACCUACUGCUCACAUUGCAGAGAUUUUAUCUGGGGUGUGCUGGGGAAGCAGGGAUACCAGUGUCAGAUGUGUACCUGUGUCGUCCACAAGCGCUGCCAUAUGCUCAUCAUCACCAAGUGCGCUGGGAUGAAGAAACAGGACGACACAACCGAGAAGGUGGGUUCAAAGGGGUUCAGUGUUAACAUUCCCCACAAGUUCAGUAUCCACAACUACAAGGUGCCUACCUUCUGUGACCACUGUGGCUCUCUGCUGUGGGGCCUCUUGAAGCAGGGCCUUCAGUGUAAAGUGUGUAAGAUGAACGUGCACCGGCGCUGUGAGACCAAUGUAGCUCCUAACUGUGGGGUGGACGCCCGAGGAAUCGCCAAGGUGCUGGCUGACAUGGGAGUCACACCUGAAACAAUCUCCAGCACAGCACAGCAGAGGAGGAAGUUGACCUCAGGGCAGGACGCUCCCCAGUCUCCGCCUGAGCUCUCUCAGACGGAGGACAACAGCUUCAGCCAGCCAGCUGUCCCCACCUCCCCCUCAGAGCAAGACUUGGCAGAGCUAUCGCGCCUGCAGGAAUCGCUGUCGCUCGACGAGCAGAGACCCCAACUCACAUCUUCCUCCCCCACCAACUCCUCCUCCUCGCCAUCCUCGGCUGCCAGGGAGAACGGACAGACCCAGAGGAGGGCUCUGGAGGACUUUAACUUUAUCAAAGUCCUCGGCAAAGGCAGCUUUGGCAAGGUGAUGUUGGGGGAGCUGAAGGGGACAGACGAGGUUUACGCUGUCAAAGUUUUGAAGAAAGAUGUGAUCCUUCAGGACGACGACGUAGACUGCACCAUGACAGAAAAGCGCAUCCUGGCCCUCGCCCGCCGCCACCCCUACCUCACCCAGCUCUACUGCUGCUUCCAGACACGGGAUCGUUUAUUCUUUGUGAUGGAGUAUGUGAACGGAGGAGACCUGAUGUUCCAGAUUCAGAGAUCCAGGAAGUUCGAUGAGUCUCGCUCUCGAUUUUACGCCGCCGAAGUCACGUCUGCUCUGAUGUUUUUACAUAGGAAUGGAGUCAUCUACCGGGACCUGAAGUUGGAUAACAUUCUCCUAGAUGCAGAGGGACACUGUAAGCUAGCAGACUUCGGUAUGUGCAAGGAGGGCAUCAUCAACGGUGUGACCACCACCACCUUCUGCGGCACACCUGACUACAUUGCUCCUGAGAUCUUGCAGGAACUCGAGUACGGAGCCUCCGUGGACUGGUGGGCUCUGGGGGUUCUGAUGUACGAGAUGAUGGCCGGCCAGCCGCCGUUCGAGGCCGACAACGAAGACGACCUGUUUGAGUCGAUUCUCCAUGACGACGUCCUCUAUCCCGUUUGGCUCAGCAAGGAGGCCGUGUCCAUCCUCAGAUCGUUCAUGACGAAGAACCCGGUCAAGCGUCUGGGCUGUGUGGUGACCCAGGGCUGUGAGGAGGCCAUCAAGACCCACUCCUUCUUCAGGGAAAUCGACUGGGUUCUACUGGAGCAGAGAAAAGUGAAACCGCCGUUCAAACCCCGGAUUAAAACCAAGCGAGAUGUGAAUAACUUCGACCAGGACUUCACCAAGGAGGACCCGGUGCUGACGCCGACCAACGAGGCCAUCAUCCAACAGAUCAACCAGGACGAGUUCAAGGACUUCUCCUACUGCGCCCCUGAGGAGCUGCAGACCUAACACACACACACACACACACACCUAUCAGACAACAAUAACGCCUGGCGUGCUUACACUCAGCAGAACCAGAACACACUCUCUCACUCAUUCGCACGGUCAAUCUUUUCCUUUUAAAGCUCUUGUUUGUUGUUACUUUUCUGGAGCGUUAUUUACUUGCAUUGUGUCGUUCUUGUUGCCUGGGUUUUAUGAUGAAUAUGACUAUGACAAUAAAUAUGAACACGCACACCGCUCUUACACAAAUGUACUCUAUUUAGACACAUGGAUACACUCACACUGCUUCUCUAACCAGCACCAGCUCUCUCUCACACACACCCACACACACACACACACGCACACACACAAAGAGCGGAGUGGCGGUGCGAAGGCUUGUACAUAGCCUGUGUCGAGUGGCUGUAUCGUGUCGGUAUCGUCUGCUAUUUAAGGGGGCGUCGUUGCGCAUGGACAAGCACCCUUCCUGUGUUAUUACUGUCCUUAUCGUGGACCAGUUAGGGCCAAACACCCUUUUGUGCAAUACCAUGACUAUCUAUAUAUUUUAUUGUUUGUUUUUUUUUCUUUAAAAAUGUUUUGUUCUGUUGGAUUUUGGGUGAAAUUGCUUUGACUGUCACACUUUCUGUCCUCCUGUCCUACGUACGGCGCCUUGCAGAAUCAUUCAGACCCUUUUUUUUUUAACUUAUUCACAUUUAUUUUCAGGUGACAACGAUAAAUAAUGAUGUAAUUUAUGUUGAUUUUUUUGUGAUAAACCAACACAACAAGAAUUAAUAAAUGUAAAUUGGAAGGAGAAUGACAAAUAGCACAUUUUCACGUUUAGAGGCUGACAAUUUCCCUCGUUUUUCUUUGCAGAAUUGCUCAAGCUAAUUCCUAUUACUUGGAGAAUGUCUUCAAGUCUUGCUAUAGAUUCUCAUUUAAUUUUAGGUCUAGACUUUAACUAGGCCGUUCCAAGACAUGAAUAGGCUUCAAUCUAAACCAGUGCAGCUUUGGCUGUAUCUUUAGAGUCGUCUUGCUGCUGGAAUAUGAAGUAUUGUACAGCCUCAAACUGGUCUUCUUCAAGUGUUUUUUAUCUCCAUACAAUGCAGUGCCACAGCAUUAUGAUGCCACCACUGUGUUUUAUGAUGGAGAUGUUGUUUUCAGGGUGAUGUUCAGGAGAAAAAAAAUCAAAAAAGGAACAUUUUGGGCACAGAGAUUGCUGUCUACAUGGUUUGUAGUGAUAGUAAAAACUCCAAACAGAAAUUCUUCUGCCUUUGCUUCAACAAUGGCUUUCUUGUUGCCUAAAUGUGGUUUCUAUUUUUUGGAAACUUCUUGGAAUACUGUACUUUGUUUAGACAUAUUACAGUAAAGGGGGAUGACUUUUCUGAUUUUUAUCUGUCAGAUAUUGUGAAAGUGAUUUAUAAUUUGCUUCUACUUUGCAGUGAUGCAGCUUUGUGCUGGUCUGUCGCAUAAAAUCCCAUUGAAAUACGUUUAAAUUGUUGUGAAAUUACAAAAAAGUAUGGAAACCUGACUGGGGUAUGUAUGCGUUUUACAAGGCGCUGUAUGUACAAUGAAUGUUACAGGCUAUUGAACUAAUUAUGUGGAGCAGAGUGUUACAGGCGGCCUGUGUAGCAGUAAAAAAAACUCCGGUGUCCAACUGUUUCAUCCGUCUGUUAAGUUUCAGAGACCUGCCGGCCGGUGUGAAUGUGUUGCCCCGUUUCUUUCUUUCUUUUUUUUUUUUCUCCAAGUAUUGUGAAUGUACAUUUUUGUGUGCAUGAAUGUGUGAACUUUAAUCUCCUCCACGUCGUGCGUGACUUUUUGUUUUCUGCAUUUCUGUAUCUAUAGCAACCAUUUAUGUUUCGCCCAUCUUCCCUUUCAGCAAUUCCUCUUUUCCCUGCUUCUCUUUGUCUCUUUCUGCCAAAAACUGCUCUCACUUUUGAUUUAUUAUUAUUAUUUUUGUUUUUCAAAAUGGCUUUUCUUUCUUAUUGCUGUCUUUUUUUAAUUAUUGUAUUAAUUAUUAUUAUUAUUAUUAUUGUAAAGUGUAUCUGGAGGAUUAAAAACCUUUAUGUGUAAAACUAUAACUAUACCAUUAUAGGUCUGUUACAGCCGGUUGUUAGGAAACUUGGUGAACCAGCAGCUGAAUUACCUCUCACUUCAAACACACAGCACUCACUGACUCUCCCCUUUGCUCGCCCUCUCCUCCUCCUCCUCCCUUUCACUGUCUCUCUCUCUUCCUCUGAACCACACAUGCAUACACAAAGAGGGACGGUUUGUCGCGUUUCUUGUACAGCGAUCUGAAGACGGGCCGGUUUGCUUGUCUGUGCAGUAGAGUCAGUGUGUAGUGACGCUUUGUGCACCCAGGGGUACGGCUGUUCCUGGUCACUCUUAUCUUUUUCUCUGUGCCAAAAAUGUAGUGCAACAGCCGGGCUAGUCCCCCGUCUGGUCUGAUUCCAAUAAAACACUGAGCUGUCUACAUCCA
This is a messenger RNA of Xiphophorus hellerii (green swordtail), 5433 nucleotides long. It is a transcript of the gene prkcea, whose product is annotated as protein kinase C, epsilon a. Gene Ontology annotation, molecular function: diacylglycerol-dependent serine/threonine kinase activity; ATP binding. The transcript is spliced from 15 exons. The record is from RefSeq and is a predicted model, not a curated record. Bases 771 to 2990 code for a protein of 739 amino acids. NCBI's taxonomy places the organism in Eukaryota, Metazoa, Chordata, Actinopteri, Cyprinodontiformes, Poeciliidae. Gene Ontology annotation, biological process: protein phosphorylation.